Messenger RNA from Cydia strobilella, 1269 nucleotides. Its product is annotated as odorant receptor 85a-like. NCBI's taxonomy places the organism in Eukaryota, Metazoa, Arthropoda, Insecta, Lepidoptera, Tortricidae. Gene Ontology annotation, cellular component: plasma membrane. Gene Ontology annotation, molecular function: olfactory receptor activity; odorant binding. The coding region runs from base 1 to 1269 and encodes 422 amino acids. The record is from RefSeq and is a predicted model, not a curated record. Gene Ontology annotation, biological process: detection of chemical stimulus involved in sensory perception of smell; sensory perception of smell. The transcript is spliced from 5 exons.
AUGGCGUCCAAGCUAUCUGGCAGUUCUAAGCCGACGCCCAGUUUCAACAAAUCUAACAAAAUCAAGCAGUCAGAUAGUUCCGACGGUUUCAAGCAAUCCGACAGUUUCAAGCAGAACCGAUUCUGCUGGACUGUCUUCGGUCUGUGGCCUGGAAAAAUACCCGAAAAAUAUUAUAAAUUAUUUUCUUUCCCCUUUCUUAUCAUCAGCUACGUAGCCUACAAUGCCCUUUUGACUUUAAACCUCUAUCACACCCCGCGACGAAUCGAGACGCUCAUACGAGAAAUCAUUUUCACGUUUACCGAAAUAGCAGUGGGCGGCAAACUGUCUAUGAUACUUUUUAAAAGAAAAAAAAUCGCCUCCAUUUUCAAAAUGCUUGACUGCGAAGAAUUCAAAGGGAACGAUGAAAUUGGCAGGGAAAUUGUUAUGAAACACAACGACUAUUACAAGAAAUACUUAUUGUUAAACACCUUGCUGUCGAAUUUCACUUAUUUCUCACAAGUACUAUUUCCCGUUUUCGGGUUUUGGAUUUUUGGGAACACGCUGGAUUUACCCAUUUGCAAAUAUUAUUUUCUCUCGGACCAAACGAGGGAUGAUUAUUUUACUUCAAUAUUUAUUUACCAAUCCCUCUUCAUGUAUGGUCACAUGAUGUAUAAUGUCAAUAUUGAUACUUUGAUAGCGGGUUUUAUGACCUUGGCCAUAGGUCAAGUGAAGGUGCUGUGCCACGAUUUGGAAAAUUUGAAAAUGGAAAAAUCUAUUGGCGGCCUAUCAAUAAUAAUGGACCUUAAACCACAAUACAAACUGCGUAAAAUUUUGAAUCAUUACGAGUUGCUUUUAGAGUACUGCGACAGAUUUCAGGCUGUGAUCGGCGGAACGAUGUUCGUUCAGUACGGGAUCGGGUCCGGCAUCAUAUGCGUCAUCAUGUGCGGUUUACUUCUGCCUUCAUCCCUUGAGACACAAAUGUUCAUGGUUGGCUACUUUAUGGCGAUGAACCUGCAGAUCUUCGUCCCGGCCUGGCUUGGGACCCAGCUGACCUACGAGAGUGAAGCGUUGACAACGGCAGCGUACAAAAGCGAAUGGCUGCCGCGUUCCAAGCGCUACAAAAGCAGCAUCAAGCUCUUGAUGGAGAGAGCCAAGAACCCUGUUGUCAUCACUGGACUCAAGAUAUUUCCUCUCUCAUUGGCAGUUUACAUACAGAUAAUGAAAACAGCCUACUCCUGCUUUGCUUUGCUUCGAAUCAUCCAAGACCGUCAGGAACAAGCUACACCAUAA